GUUACCAGUGCUGCCACCACCAAGCACGCUUUCGCCAUCUUUGACAAAAAGCCGGUCGGUGUUGAGAUAGAAGCAAUAAUGAGGCACUACUCCGGUGGACGAAUGCCUAGGGGAGGGAUGAGGGGAAUGGGAUACAAAGGCCCUGGCGGACUUUUCAGAACAUUUAUACCCCAUAUCCCCUUUGACCUUGCUCAGUGUGAGCCAGCUUUUCCCAGAGUAAAGCCUGCUUCUGAUGAGAAGGCAUUCACAGAUGCUCUCCUGAAGCGCAAUCAAGACCUGAGCCCCACCCCCCAGGAGCAGUCAUCUAUCCUGGCACUGGUGACUAAAAUCAACACUGUUAUGGAUAACCUCAUAGUAUCUCCAGGAGCCUUUGAGGCUGCGCAAUUGGAAGAGGUGCGUCAGGUGGGGUCACAUAAGAAAGGCACCAUGACACUAGGACACAAUGUGGCAGACAUAGUGGUUAUCUUAAAGACUUUACCAACAAUUGAGGCAGUAACAGUGCUAGGAGGCAAGGUCUUGGAGGAUGUAAAAGCUCAGGAUUCCUCAGAAGUUCUGACCAUGAUGCCAACUGAUACAGGGUUUGAGAUUAGCACACCAGAGGCCACUGUUCGCUGUCUCAUCACCACCAUUCCUCCUAACCUGAAGAAACUAGACCCUGAGUUACAUUUGGAUGGUAAAGUAAUGCAGAGCCACUUGGCUGCCAUAAGACAUGCCAGGUGGUUUGAAGAGAAUGCAUUUCAUUCAAGUGUCAAAGUGUUAAUCCGUCUACUUAAAGAUCUGAGGAAUAGAUUUGAGGGACUAGAGCCCUUGACACCUUGGAUACUGGACUUACUGGGUCAUUAUUCUGUGAUGAACAAUCCAACAAGACAGCCACUGCCAAUUCAUGUAGCUUUUAGGCGUAGCUUACAGCUGUUGGCAGCAGGGUUCUUCCUGCCAGGGUCCGUGGGUAUCACAGAUCCUUGUGAGAAUGGCACAGUCCGCAUACACACAGUGAUGACACUAGAACAACAGGACCAAGUCUGCUACACAGCACAAACACUACUUCGUGUCCUUGCACAUGGAGGAUUUAAACAGAUACUGGGUCUUGAAGGAAAUUCAAGCAUUGCCACAGAGAUGAGUGUGUGGGAAGGGGUGGUGGUCACACCUUCAGAUAAGGCUUAUGAAAAGCCAGAAAAGAAGGAAGGGGAGGAUGAAGAUGAAGAAGGAGAUGAAAGUAUGGAGACACAGGAAUGAUGGAGGGAGUGAGUAGAAUGGACAAAGGGAUUCUGAUACUGGGUUUUACAGAGAUGAUCUUAGAAAAUGAGGGAAGCUGGUGUAUGUCACUU
Lingula anatina is the source of this 1325-nucleotide messenger RNA. RefSeq names its product interleukin enhancer-binding factor 2 homolog. NCBI's taxonomy places the organism in Eukaryota, Metazoa, Brachiopoda, Lingulata, Lingulida, Lingulidae. Gene Ontology annotation, biological process: positive regulation of DNA-templated transcription. The record is from RefSeq and is a predicted model, not a curated record. Gene Ontology annotation, cellular component: catalytic step 2 spliceosome. Gene Ontology annotation, molecular function: double-stranded RNA binding; DNA binding.